Molecule: messenger RNA, 4410 nt
Organism: Phoenix dactylifera (date palm)
Lineage: Eukaryota; Viridiplantae; Streptophyta; Magnoliopsida; Arecales; Arecaceae
Source: RefSeq, a predicted model, not a curated record
GAGGGAGAGGGGCUUUCGCUUCUCCUUUCUCUACUUCUCCCGACUGAGAGCUUCUUUCAACCCCGGUUCACUCCCAUGGAAGGGAGCACUCGGAAUCCUUCCAGGGUGGAGGGCUCCGCCCGCGCGGACGCUCGCCCCGCCGACUGGAGGUCCGACCUCAACGCCGAGUCGCGGCAGAGGGUCGUCGGCAAGAUAAUCAGCUCUCUAAAGAAACACUUCCCACCAGGUGCUUCUGAGGGUCUAAGUGAUUUUCAGAAACUUGCUGUUCGAUUUGAGCAAAAGGUUUACGCUGCAGCUACUAGCCAGGAUGAUUAUCUGAGGAGAAUUUCUGCAAAAUUGCUUACAAUGGAAACAAGAGCUCAAAAUGGUGCUGGAAUUAAUUCUUCACCAUCAGUCCUUGCUACUGAGAGCCAAAAUUUAGCUGAUCCAGGAAUUGGCACAAAAGAGUCUUCUCCAACCGCAUCGCUUGGUAUACAGUCACAAGUUAGCUAUGAAGGGCAAUCAUUAGCUAUGUCUCAUGUGAAUCAGUCUCCAGUGCUGCCACCACUCUUGCCCCAGAAUCAUCAGCACAAAGCCACAUUAGCCACUACACAGGGGUCUGCCAGUCUUUCUCAUACGAUGUCAUCUGUUUCAGGAUUCAGCCGGUCCACUGUGGCUAAUGCUGAUCAGACCUCUCAUUUCCAGAGCAUAUCAAGCGUAUCACAGAACUUUGUUAGUAGUUCUGCAGGGCAAGGUUUAACACCAGAAAGAUAUGCCAAUGGACAAAGGCAGAAUUGGGGUAGGCAACAACAACCACAGGCAUUCAUUUCCCAACAACAUCAACAGCAAUCACAAAACACAUUUGUUUACCAACAUGAGCUUCAGCAGCAAAUUCUGAAACAGAAUGUUUCUCAUCCUUCACUCUUGCAAGCACAGAUCCAACAGCAGCAUCUGCAGCAGCAGCAGCAGAAUUUUUUGCAUCUUAACCAAGUGAAAUCUUCUCAGCAACCUUCAAUGCAAAUGACAUCCAGUCUUCAAUCAGGCCAGUCCAUGGUCCAUCAGAUGCGGCCUACAGUUACACAGUCAGCUUCACAACCCAACCUUCAGAAAAAUCAAAUCCAACAGUGUGUACCAUCUUCACUUAAGCAACAUCCACAGUUAGUUGCAAGACAGAAGAAGCAGGCACAACCUAUUAUACACCAACAAUCAUCUUCACUUCAGCAGGAGUGUACUUCUGUUCCUCAACAAUCUAUCUUGUCGUCAUCACAGAAGCUAAUGGGUCAGCACUCAAGUAUCUCAGAUAUGCAACAUUCCAAGCUACUUGGACAACAAAAUAGUGCCUUGAACAUGAAGCAGCAGCAGAAAAGACUACCAGGCCAGAAAACUAGUUUGAUAAGCAUGCAGCAAGCACAACCAGAGUCGAGUCAACGGAUUAUAUCUUUACAUCAGCAGCAGCAAUUAAGGUCGCAAAGUAACAUUUCCGGACUGAAGCCGCAACUGCAACCACAUCAACAGCAACAGCGGCAGUUGAUAUUUGGAUCCCAUUCUAGUGCCUCAAACAUGCAGCCAAAUGAAUGCACAGUGCCUUCCUCACAACAAACAAAGGCUGUAACACAGCAACGAAUCCAGCAGCCAACUGUUACAUUCUUACAAUCACAAGGUCGGCUGUCCCAAUACCAGUCAUCUCAACAACAACUGAUGCCUCAGGUUCAGUCUCAGCCUCCACGAUUGCAUCAACAGUUGGCUAUGCAUCAGCAGCCAAAUUUGUUACAACAAGAGAUGCAACAAAGGCCUCAAUCUUCAGGCGCACUGCUUCAACCUCAAAAUUUGAUUGAAGAGCAGAGACCAUAUAUUCAGUCACAAAGAGGGCUUCCAGAGGCAACAUCUAAUACAUUGGUGGAUUCUACAGCACAGAUUGGAAAUGCAGAUGUCGUUGAUCGGCAAGAGGAAAUCUAUCAAGAGAUAAUGUCCUGGAAGAAGUACUCUACAGAGCUCAAUGAAUUCAAUGGAAGGAUUACUCUGAAGAUUGCGCAGUUUCAUCAUGAAGGUGUCAAUGCGGCGGCAACAAAACAAUCAAAACAGUUUGAAAAAGCAAAAUCGUGCCAGUCUGCAUCACGGCUCAUAUUAAAUCUUUUACAUACAUCUAAGAGCAACAUCAAUUCUGAUGUGAUGAGGAAGUUUCCUUUGCUUCAGAAUUUUAUGAGCAAUUUCAUAAAUUCAAGAAAGAAUAGGAGUGUUCCUUCUCAGCCUCAGGGACAUUCUCAGUCCAUGCCACAGCAUCUACCAUCUCAAGUUUCUCAGCUGCAGCAGCAUGAUAAUCAUGUAAACGAGGUGCAACGGAUAAACUUGCCGUGCUCGGUAGCAUCAAUGCAGUCAGCUGCUGCACCAAGCAUGCAGCUUGGAUCCAUGCCUUUAUCAACGGCUGUUAAUGUUCCAACAACACAGCAGAACAUGGCAAAUACACUGCAGCCAACUCCUAGCUUGGAUCCAACGAAGCAAGGAUCUUUGGACUCCAUGAAACAGGGAACUGUGGGCUUGGUGCAACAGGAUGAUGUUGGAUCCUUGCAGACUACCAUCAGUGCAUCUCAACAGCUACAUCAAGUGACACAGUUGCCGCUGCACCAGAUGCCACAGCAUCAAAAAAAUGAUGUAAAUGAGUUGAAGGGGAGACAAAGCUCUGGCAUCAAAUCAGGAUUAUAUCAACAACAUUACCCUUCAGGUCAGCACCAUAAUUAUUCUCAUCAACAACUUAAGGCAGGUGUCUCUUUUCCAAUUUCUUCUCCUCAAAACCUUCAACCUACUUCACCUCAAGUUUCUCAGCAUUCAUCGCCUCAAAAAAUUGAUCAGAACAUUCUAUUGUCAUCUCUUCCAAAAGAGCAAACACCUUCGCAGUCUGCAAACUCAACCUUUAUUUCGUCUCCUUAUGCUCCCACAACUCCCUCUCCAGUACCUGGAGAUCCUGAGAAACAUUUUAGCAUUUCAUCAUUAUCAAAUGCUGUAAUUAUUGGACAUCAACAAGCAUUUUCUUCCCCUCAAAGUCAUCCUAUUACUAUCUCUACACCUGGGAUUUCAGCCUCACAAUUGCUUGAAGAAUUUUCGAGUCCAGAUGGGUGUGAGGCGAAUGUUGUAUUUACAACUCUGGGCAAAUCAAAUGCCAAAGAACAGCCUAUAAAUCGCUUAAUCAAAGCGGUACAAUCCUUAUCACCAAAGAAGCUGAGCUCCUCUGUUAAUGAUAUUCGCUCUGUUAUCAGCAUGAUUGAUGGAAUACCAGGCUCAGCACCUGGAAAUGGUUCCAGAGCUGCUCUUGGUGAAGAUUUAGUUGCCUCAACAAAUUUCCAUUUGGAAGCUCAGGAACUCAUGUCACAGGAUGGAAAUAAUAUGACAAAAAAAUUGAAGCGUGAUAUAACUGCCAGGCCCUUGAAUGUUAUGCCAUCAGCUGGCAGCAUGAGUGAUAGUUUCCAACAAUCUGAACUUGAAUCAACUUCAACAUCCAAUUUCAAGAGACAAAAAGUUGAGGUCAACCAUGCUCUACUGGAAGAGAUCAACGAGAUAAAUCAAAAAUUGAUUGGUAUGGUGAUAACUGCAAGUGAAGAUGCUGAUAUGGUUGCUGCUGCAGCUGGGGGAGAAGGGACAGUUAUCAAAUGUUGUUUUAAUGCUGUGUUUCUUUGUCCGAACUUGAAAUCACAGUUCGCUUCAGAUCAGAUGUCUCCAAUUGUGCCUCUGAGGAUUCUCAUUCCUACCAAUUAUCCAAAAUCAUCCCCCAUACUUCUAGACAUGUUACCAAGCGAACUGAGCAAGGAGUUCGGAGAUCUUUCUGUCAAGGCAUGGUCAAGGUUCAGAAUGUCCCUCCGUGACCUUCCACAGCCCCUUUUGCUUAGAGAAAUCGUAAAGACAUGGGAUGCCUGUGCACACAAAGUUAUUGAUGAGUACGCUCAGCAAACCGGAGGCGGUAGCUUCAGCUCUAGGUUUGGUGCUUGGGAGAAUUGUGUCAGUUCGUGACCGUGCUGCCAUCAACAACAUGGAUUUCUGAGGUCUUAUGGGUAUUUAGCCAUAAUUAACUAAUCAUCAUGAUGGCCAUUUUUAUGAAGGAUGCCUGUUGAAGACCAUAAAAAUUUGAACAAGGGAGUUAGCAAACAAACAGCUGGGGACAACAAUUUCUUCUGAAUUUUUGCUAAUUGUAAUUCAUUUGUCAUAGGUCCCAUAUAUAUAUUUUUUCUUGUGUUAUUUAGAAAGCAACAACCUGGCAUUCUUGGGGUUUCAUAUGCAGAUUCAACAGCUGCAUUAGUGCACUCGAGAUGGAAUCAAUGUCAUAUAUUGUGUGACAUAGACUGUUUAGUCUUCUUGUUAUGCCAUAUUGAUUAUACAAUAUACUGGUUCAAACCUGGUUUCAGACAAUUUCUUUUUUACAUUAAAAAAUGAAAGUGUACAUAA